ACUGAUCCCUCUGAACAACGCAUUAGGGAGGAUGCAUGUACCUCCCCCUGCAUGUGGUCCUGCAGAAAAGCUCCGGGUGAGUCACAGCUGAUUGGAAACGGUUUCCUGAAUCCAUUGCGUCUCCACCGGAGAAGAUUUAUACACCGUGCAGCUCCAAACACCGUGCAACAAGACGGACUCAUUUUACGCGCAUUCCCGUCCAGCCCAGGCAACGUUGCGUAAGUGAAACUGAUCUCAAACCAGGCGGCAGCUCAUCUGUUGGACUCGAGAGAAAAAAAAAAACAAAAGGGAAGCAGACAUUUCAGCUCGUCUGGACUUUUUGAAGGAACAAAAUGUCUAAACCUAAUUACACUGGCACGUAUAAUAUGGUGGAGCAGGACAAUAUGGACGCGUACCUCGCAGCUUUAGAUAUUAAUUUCGCUCUGAGGAAGAUUGUGUGUCUGUUGAAGCCCACCAAAGAGAUCACCCAUGACCCGGCCACAGGGGCCAUGAAGAUCCGCACCCUCACCACAUUCAAGAACUUCAACAUGGAUUUCACCAUCGGGCAAGAAUUCACUGAAGACCUGGGGCCAGUGGACGGCCGUACCUGUCAGACUACAGUGAGCUGGGAGGGAGACAACCUGGUUUGUGUACAGCGAGGCGAGAAAGAAGGACGAGGCUGGACACACUGGCUGGAGAACGACAAGCUGCAUUUGGAGAUGAGAGUUCAAGGCGUGGUUGCCAAGCAAGUCUUCAAGAAGGCUGAUUGAAGUAACUGAAAAUGUCUUAUUAGUGAAUAACCACAUUUUUCUCUGAAUAGAAUGUAGUUACAGACUUGGCACAAGAUUUGAAUAAUGUCUCUAGUUUUUUUUUUUAAAUUAUAAUCAACAUUUUGACGUGAAUGUCUGUGAAAUUACUGAUCUGUACACGGCCUUGUUUCUGUCUGAUGGUACUAACUGAGAAGAGAGCAGCUGAGCAGAGUCACUUGUGUAAACAUUCCCAACAUGCUUCCUCAUCUGUCUUCACCAUGUUAUAAACAAAUCA
Molecule: messenger RNA, 1023 nt
Organism: Chelmon rostratus (copperband butterflyfish)
Lineage: Eukaryota; Metazoa; Chordata; Actinopteri; Chaetodontiformes; Chaetodontidae
Gene: rbp5
Product: retinol binding protein 1a, cellular
Exons: 4
Coding region: 333-749 (138 amino acids)
Biological process (GO): fatty acid transport
Cellular component (GO): nucleus; cytosol
Molecular function (GO): fatty acid binding
Source: RefSeq, a predicted model, not a curated record